GGUGUAGCCAGCGCUAAAUGGAACGCAGCCGCAGUCAGUCUGGUUCCUGUUAUUCAGCGCUUGCAGUACUAACUGUGCAGCAAAACAACUUUAACAAAGUUGCUCCUCAUAACUGCGGUAUCCUUCUUAGUCGCAGAAAUAGUUCGCAUUAAGACAGAGUGAACAAAAUGCCCGCGGUCUCUAAAGGGGAUGGAAUGCGUGGUUUGGCUGUGUUCAUUUCAGACAUCAGGAACUGUAAAAGUAAGGAGGCAGAGGUGAAGAGGAUAAACAAAGAGCUAGCCAACAUCCGUUCCAAAUUUAAAGGAGACAAGGCUUUGGACGGCUACAGUAAAAAGAAAUAUGUGUGCAAACUGCUCUUCAUCUUCCUUCUGGGCCACGAUAUUGACUUUGGACACAUGGAGGCUGUCAACCUGCUUAGCUCCAACAAAUACACCGAAAAGCAAAUUGGUUACUUGUUCAUCUCCGUGCUGGUGAACUCCAACAGUGAACUCAUCCGUCUGAUCAACAACGCCAUCAAGAACGACCUGGCCAGCCGCAACCCGACCUUCAUGAACCUGGCCUUGCACUGCAUCGCUAACGUGGGGAGCAGAGAGAUGGCUGAGGCUUUUGCUUCGGACAUUCCCAGAAUCUUGGUUGCAGGGGACACCAUGGACAGUGUGAAGCAGAGCGCUGCGCUGUGUCUGCUGCGGCUCAACAGGACUUCUCCUGACCUGGUGCCUAUGGGGGAGUGGACAGCUCGGGUCGUCCACCUGCUCAAUGAUCAGCACCUGGGAGUAGUCACAGCAGCCACCAGCCUCAUCACCACUCUGGCCCAGAAGAGUCCAGACGACUUUAAGACGUCCGUGUCCCUGGCUGUGGCCAGACUCAGUAGGAUUGUGACCUCUGCAUCCAUCGACCUGCAGGACUAUACAUACUACUUUGUUGCUGCGCCGUGGUUGUCUGUCAAACUGCUGCGCCUGCUGCAGUGCUACCCUCCACCUGAGGACGCAUCGCUGCGAAGUCGUCUGACCGAGUGUCUGGAGACCAUCCUUAAUAAAGCCCAGGAGCCGCCCAAGUCCAAGAAGGUGCAGCACUCUAAUGCAAAAAACGCUGUUCUGUUUGAAGCCAUCGCCCUCAUCAUCCACCAUGACAGUGAACCCAACUUGUUGGUGCGAGCCUGCAACCAGCUGGGCCAGUUCCUGCAGCACAGAGAAACUAACCUCCGUUACCUGGCCUUGGAGAGCAUGUGCACGCUAGCCAGCUCCGAGUUCUCCCAUGAAGCCGUGAAGACACACAUCGAAACUGUCAUCAGUGCCCUAAAGACUGAGAGAGAUGUGAGCGUGCGCCAGCGGGCCGUCGACCUUCUCUAUGCCAUGUGUGAUCGCAGCAACUCCAAGCAGAUUGUGGCGGAGAUGCUGAGCUACUUGGAGACGGCAGACUACUCAAUCAGAGAGGAGAUUGUGUUGAAGGUGGCCAUCCUGGCCGAGAAGUAUGCAGUGGACUACACAUGGUACGUGGACACCAUCCUCAACCUGAUCCGCAUUGCCGGCGACUACGUGAGCGAGGAGGUGUGGUACCGCGUCAUCCAGAUUGUCAUCAACCGGGACGACGUCCAAGGCUACGCUGCCAAGACAGUGUUUGAGGCCCUCCAGGCUCCAGCCUGUCAUGAGAACCUGGUGAAAGUGGGUGGCUACAUUCUGGGAGAGUUUGGAAACCUGAUUGCUGGUGACCCUCGCUCCAGCCCUCUGGUCCAGUUCAACCUGCUUCACUCCAAGUUCCACCUGUGCUCAGUGCCGACCCGAGCCCUGCUGCUCUCCGCGUACAUCAAGUUCAUCAACUUGUUCCCGGAGGUGAAAGGCACAAUCCAAGAUGUCCUCCGCUCAGACAGCCAGCUUCGCAACGCCGAUGUGGAGCUCCAGCAGAGGGCGGUGGAGUACCUGAGACUCAGCUGCAUCGCCAGCACCGACAUACUGGCCACCGUGUUAGAAGAAAUGCCUCCGUUCCCAGAGAGAGAGUCGUCCAUCCUGGCCAAGCUGAAGAAGAAGAAGGGCUCCAGCAAACUGCCCGACAUGGACGAUUCCCGAAAAAAUGUCAAUGGCAACACCGAGCACGCCGAGGACGCCGAAGUGGCCAGCAAGACUCCUCAGUUUCUGUUGGAAGAGCUCAUUUCCACAGACAGACCCCACCCCUCCUCUAGCGCCACCAUGCUCCCCACCAGAACCAUGGUUCCCAGCCACACCUUCACUGACAACCUGAAUGUGAACUCAGCCCCAUCCUCAGGAGCCAGCCUGCUGGUGGACGUCUUCUCUGACUUCAGCAGUGCUGCACCCACAGAGAGCUCAGAUGAACACUUUCCCAGGUUUGUAUGCAAAAACAACGGUGUUAUCUAUGAGAACCAGCUUCUGCAGAUUGGACUGAAGUCUGAGUACCGGCAGAACCUGGGUCGCAUGUAUGUGUUCUAUGGCAACAAGACCUCCACACAGUUCCAGAGCUUCUCCACAUCAGUGAGCAGUAAUGACGUCCUCUGCUCUCAGCUGAAUGUCCAGGAAAAGCCAGUAGACCCGCUUAUUGAGGCUGGAGCUCAGGUCCAGCAGAUCCUCAACAUUGAGUGUGUAUCUGAUUUCUCAGAUACUCCUGUCCUCAACAUUCAGUUCAGAUAUGGUGGAACAUUGCAGAACAUCGCAGUCAAACUCCCUGUAAUGCUGAAUAAGUUCUUCCAGCCCACAGAGAUGAUGUCCCAAGACUUCUUCCAGCGCUGGAAGCAGCUUGGAGCUCCUCAACAAGAGGUGCAGAAAAUCUUCAAAGCCAAAAACCAGAUGGACACAGAUGUUACCAAAGCCAAGCUCUUAGGUUUCGGUGUAGCUCUGUUGGACGGUGUGGAUCCUAAUCCGGCGAACUUCGUUGGAGCUGGAAUCAUCCACACUAAGACCACUCAGGUGGGCUGCCUGCUCAGGCUGGAGCCCAACGCACAAGCACAGAUGUACCGCCUCACCUUGCGGACCAGCAAGGAGUCCGUAUCUCAGCGGCUGUGCGAGCUGCUGUCAGAACAGUUUUAGCCUCCACACAGCGCCUGCAUUUUUACACUUUCUUACUCUCACUUCAAAUCAAAAAAAGAUGUAUUGUACAGUGUACAUUUUUUGUUUUACUUACAUGCUUUAUAUCCUAGUGAGAGGGAAAGGUCUUUUUUGCACAUAACUCUAGUAAUGCCUCACUGCUUUAAAGCUGCGUCUUGUCUGUCCUCACACUGUGAUGAGGCUCAUGGUUUGGCCUGGCAGCCUGAGCCGCCGGUACUGAGAGUCCGGGUCGUUGGUCUGGGAGUGUUUCACACAAUCAUUCUGUACUUGUUGGCUUAAAAAAUAGAUUACACAAGUCGCUCACAGAGAACGCCAACACUUCAGCUGUUUGUUACAUGUCGUCUCAGGAGGAACAAUCCCUCUUUGGUAUUUAUAAAAAAAACAUGUUUUUGUAUGUGUGGGUUUUGUUUCUAGUAAGGGAGUUUUCUAACACCCACAGCUGUUUUCUAGAAUCAUCUUACAGGGACUGUGAUUGAAAUAACAUGUUUAUGUCUAAAUAGAGAACUCCCAGGUCACAUUUGAGAAAUACUUCACAGACGAUACGAUGGUCUAUUUCUAAAGGGAUAAUUCAGAGUUUUUUGAAGAUGGGUUCUAUUGAGAAGUUUUGAGCAGUCAAUGUUUUACCUGCCUUAGAUAAUUGUCAGCGUUUGUGUUUUGCCAAUAUACUGACGUGUUUUUUUUAACAACGUAGACAAGUAACACUGCAGCUAGAUUUUUUUUUAACGUCUGUGGCUUGAGCUUUUCACCUCUAGACACUUUAUGUAGCAACACAUGCACCAGUGAUACGGAGUUUAAGUUGUUGCUAACUCAAAGUAGCUUCAAGUUGUUGGUCUGUUCUGACGAGUUUUAUCAGAGUUUUCUCCUGACUGCCUUUAAACGUUUUUAAAAAACGCUUUUAAAAAAACCUCAACUCUAUUUUUAUUCUAUAAAUGUUUGCUCACACCAAGAACAGGAACUCUGCUGGUCAUGAAAAGUCGAUUAGAGAGGUGGACCAUCAACAGCACACUGUAACAGUUAUGUCACUGCCGUAAAUUUAGACUUUUCUAGCUGUGUUUUAAAUCAACCAACCACAUUGUUGGAUGCCUUUAUGCCUUUUCUGAUGUUGAAAUAACAGUUUCCAGUGAAAUCACUGGAGUUGGUUGUUGGUGAGAACAGCAUUUAAAGCACUGGCACAUUCUUUUUAUUUUGUCCUAAAGCAUUUCUUUUUAAUGUCCAACUAGAAAUAUUUCUCCAUUAGUCACUGUUUGCUUGUCUGUUUUUAUAUUUGCUUAAAAAAUGCCUAUUUUUACACCUUUUUUAAUAAAAAAAAAAAACUCUUUAAUUGCAGCUCUACAGGAAAAUUUCGCCCUAAUAAUUUUAUGCCAUAUCUCAUUCUUAGCUCCACUUUUUUCACCACUCAGCUAAACUAGAAUUGCUGCUGCCUUUUGCUCCUGGCUGGAUUAGAAAGUGACGUUAACCUUGGAGAAGAAACAGUCAGACUACCUGACUUCUCUUGAAAUCAGCCUCCAGACGUUGUCUGGUUGUUCUGAUCCAUGAAAUCAAAGCCUGAAGCCAGACCGGAUGAGCUCACUGUCAUGUUAUGACAUGUGUUGAAAACAGCUGGACAUUAGAGAACCAGGGAGACCAGUGACCUCUGACCUCUAAGUAAUGUGACUGCAGCACUGCAGCUUUUCCACCUGUAGCCUUAAACUUUUUCACAUACUCUCUGAUUCUGUUGUUUCCAACGUGAACGUUGUUUGUUUAUGCUGUGAAUUGGAGUUUUAAUGCCAUACUAUUCAAUUGGUGAUUUAUUAAGCAAAUGACGUCUGAUCAGUUUUGCCGUUUACUUGCAUCAUUUCAGCUCCACAUACAUUGUGAAUUUAAUCAGCAUUGUCGUUAUUUUAAUGUUGGUGACGCUGAAGUAAAAGUGCUGCCGUUACCCAUAACCCCCUGCUGCACCCUGCUACCUCCUCACAGUAGUUGCUCCUUUGUAAUUUUGCUUGUUUCCCACUCGGGAUUCUCAUUUUGUACAAACCGCGCAUCAUAUUUAUAUGACUUUAAUAAAUAACACCUACCUGGUGUAGGUCAGGAUUAUGGGGGUUUGAUCACAAACUCACAAUUAUAAGAAAUAGAAUGUCACAAAUUACAGUUUUAUAAUUAUUUCUCAUCAUGAGUCAUUAAAAAUAUUUUAACUCUAAAGACAAAUUGUUAAAGUAGAUAACUGAGGUACGCAUUGUUAGAUUAGGGUUGAACAGAUCCUCCUCCUUCCAACGAUAAACAGUUCAGUUCAUAAAGUUCUGAAUAUUUUAAAUGAGAAAAACUAAAUAUGUCACUAAAGUGUGAUAGGUGAUGACUGAUGAAUUAGAUCCAGACAUAUUGUAGCAGGUGUCCAGCUGUCUUGAGUUACAAAUUCAUAAGUUGUGUGUUUCAGGUAUUGGUUUCAGUGAUUCACUCCACUGGUUUGGAGAUUAGCUGAAGCUUUGAACUCUGGGUAGGUUUCAUGUGUAGAGUUGCCUUGUAGUCAGUAAACUGAGUGAAGAUACUUUCUACAGUGGUGUUUGUUUAGUUGUGUUAAAGGUUUAAAGAAGCACUGUGAUCCAGUUUGACACUGAUCCCGUUUUCCCGUCUCUUCUUCGUUCUACAGAACAUCAAGGGGAACAUUAGGUCCAUUUAAUACUGCAGAUCAGGCCAGAUAACAUCCUCCCCCCACACACACAGUGCCAGUCUGUUACUGCAGGGCCUUUUAGCUUAUUCUUGUCACUUUUCUACAUUUUGUCAUUCCCACACAGACUUUAUUUAAAGGGGCAGUAUUAUGUAAAUUGACGUUUUUAAGCUUCACAUCAUGUAAUGUUAUUCCCUCACCAUAAACACACUUGAAGUGUUGUCUUGAUUCUUUCAUGCAUGUUUGAGAAAUCCUUUAAUCUCCAUGGCAACCAUUCAGCUGUUCAAAACGUGAGUGGACCUAGUCCCGCCUUAGAGGCACAGCUCCUCCUCAGAGCUGCAAUUUACAAGCUUCUGCUUCACAGAGCAGCCCUCUGCCACUACUGCUCUACUCAGCUCCUUCAGACUAGCCAGCAGCAAUUAGUAAACACCUGGUUCAACUGUGCAUCUGCUGAGAAGCUGAUAUAAAGAGCUUAGCCUGAGCUCAUUAUAUCAGCUUCUUCUUAGUUACCAACUGAGGCAAAAAUGUUGUUAAAGGGUUAAUAGAGCAGCCAUGUUGUGAUGACUUCCUGAAGGCAGAGUUUUUAAAGAGACAGAGGCCCAAUUUCAAAGCAAUACAUUAUGAAGCCAAUUUUCCUUCAAGUCAUAUUUGAUAUGCAUAGUACUUUUUAGCUUCUUGAUUGCUCUACAUGUGCCCAAAAAACACAAUACUGCCCCUUUAAUGUUAGGAUUUCAUGCAACAAUAUGUCCCAUUAAAAAUCUGAAGUGUGAUGUGCAUUUGUAUUCAACCCCUUUGAGUCAAUACUUGUGUUUUGCUGCAAUUCCAAACCUCUACCAGUUUUGCACAUCUACAGAAUGUUUGUUUUCCAGUAUUAAUACAAAUGUAUUAAUACAAAUACUACAAAUGUGAACUUGUGUCAUGGUUUCCAGUACAUUAGCUUUUUCAUUAAUAUCAUCUGACUGAACCUCUUGUUUUUUGGCCAUGUGUGUCUCUUUCAGAGCUCUGAGGUGAGAAUUCCUCUGAUGUUGAUCAAAUGUCAGAGAAAUGAGUUUCAGGAAGAGAACGCCUGAUGACUGGGUUAAAAUCAAUCAAAUCAAAUCAGUGUGGUUGAAUAAAACCUACCAGUAUGUCUGACAACUGAAUCAUUUUCAAUUUAAAGUAAAAAACAAGAACUAAUCAUUUCCAUAUUGAUGUCAGCAGGAGUCCAGCUAAGUCCAGAGGCAACUUUUUUUUUAUUUUACGUUCAGGUUGGCAAACAUUUGCAUAUGUUCACCUGAAACCUAAUGUACAACGCCAAACUAUGUGAUAAUUAAAUUUCAUGAGUGCUGCUUUAUUGUGAGCUUCAUUUUGUGCCUUAUCAAUAGAAUUCUGUUGCCAUGUUUUGUGCCUGACAAAAAAGGGCUGUUUCUAGAAAAAAAAGUCAGGAUUUGCAGUUAUGUUUAAAUGUCAUUGCGUUGUGUUUUACCAAAUAAAGUUUUGAAAACAAA
This is a messenger RNA of Poecilia reticulata (guppy), 7181 nucleotides long. The record is from RefSeq and is a predicted model, not a curated record. NCBI's taxonomy places the organism in Eukaryota, Metazoa, Chordata, Actinopteri, Cyprinodontiformes, Poeciliidae.